Molecule: messenger RNA, 3548 nt
Organism: Haliotis rufescens (red abalone)
Lineage: Eukaryota; Metazoa; Mollusca; Gastropoda; Lepetellida; Haliotidae
Exons: 6
Coding region: 24-3467 (1147 amino acids)
Biological process (GO): extracellular matrix organization; cell adhesion
Cellular component (GO): extracellular matrix
Molecular function (GO): cell adhesion molecule binding
Source: RefSeq, a predicted model, not a curated record
GUCCUGAUAGUCACUCCUGCAGAAUGAAGUCCCUUCUCCUCAUCUUAGUGGCGGCCACGGUGCUCGGGGUGGUGAUGUCUCUUCCCUUCCGGCGAGAAAAACUGGAGCAACUCAUCCCUCUUGCCCGCAAUCUGGGGGCGACGAAGUUCGCCCACUUCGUCCAUGAAGCCAACCUGAUAGCGAACUUCACAAGGAAGGCCGGGAACUUCACCCUGUUCGUGCCGGACAACGCGGCCUUCGAGGGUCUGCCUGAAAACAUCGCACGCAACAAGACUCUGCUGGCACAGCUCGUCCUCUUCCACUCAGUCAGCGGAACCUACAACAGAUCCGAGUUGAUCCGGAACAAGAACCUAACGACGCUGUCGGGGGGAUUCCUCUACUUUAACGAGACUAAGAAAAAGGUAGUGCUUGUAAACAACGUCACUAUCACUGGAUUCAACAAGCGAGCCUCGAACGGGUUCAUCUUCUUUGUAAGCAAGGUCAUACUGGAGGGAUCAGGACUGGUGAACAAAACUAACAACAAGAAGUCUGGACAAGUCCGCCGUCAAGCAUAUGUCUUGUGUCGUAAUGGCACAUGGGGUGUCAACUGUACUCUCCAUGGCAACGGUACACAUGGAAACGACACACAUGGAAACGGCACAUUAUGCGACAACGGGUUCUGGGGUGUCAACUGUACUCUCCAUGGUAACGGUACCCACGGCAAUGGUACCCAAGGCAACGGCACAUUAUGCGGCAAAGGGUUCUGGGGUGUCAACUGUACUCUCCAUGUAAAUGGUACGAAUGGCAACAGUACCCAUGGAAACGGCACAUUAUGCGGCAACGGGUUCUGGGGUAUCAACUGUACUCUCCAUGGCAACGGUACCCACGGCAAUGGUACCAAUGGCAACGGCACAUUAUGCGGCAACGGGUUCUGGGGUGUCAACUGUGCCCUCCAUGUAAACGGUACCCAAGGCAACGGCACAUUAUGCGGCAAAGGGUUCUGGGGUGUCAACUGUACUCUCCAUGUAAACGGUACCAAUGGCAACAGUACCAAUGGAAACGGCACAUUCUGCGGCAAAGGGUUCUGGGGUGUCAACUGUACUCUCCAUGUAAAUGGUACCAAUGGCAACAGUACCAAUGGAAACGGCACAUUAUGCGGCAACGGGUUCUCGGGUAACAACUGUACUCUCCAUGGCAACGGUACCCACGGCAAUGGUACCCAAGGCAACGGCACAUUAUGCGGCAACGGGUUCUGGGGUGUCAACUGUACUCUCCAUGUAAACGGUACGCAUGGUAAUGGCACACAUGGAAACGGCACAUUAUGCGGCAACGGGUUCUUUGGUGUCAACUGUACUCUCCAUGUAAACGGUACGCAUGGCAAUGGUACCCAUGGAAACGGCACAUUAUGCGGCAAAGGGUUCUGGGGUGUCAACUGUACUCUCAAUGUAAACGGUACGCAUGGCAAUGGCACACAUGGAAACGGCACAUUAUGCGGCAACGGGUUCUUGGGUAUCAACUGUACUCUCCAUGGCAACAGUACCCAUGGCAAUCGUACACAAGGCAACGGCACAUUAUGCGGAAACGGGUUCUGGGGUGUCAACUGUAGUCUCCACGGCAACGGUACCCAUGGCAAUGGUACCCAAGGCAACGGCACAUUAUGCGGAAACGGGUUCUUGGGUAUCAACUGUACUCUCCAUGGCAACGGUACCCAUGGCAAUCGUACACAAGGCAACGGCACAUUAUGCGGCAACGGGUUCUGGGGUGUCAACUGUAGUCUCCACGGCAACGGUACCCAUGGCAAUCGUACCCAAGGCAACGGCACAUUAUGCGGAAACGGGUUCUGGGGUGUCAACUGUACUUUCCAUGGCAACGGUACCUAUGGCUAUGGUACCCAUGGCAAUGAUACCCAAGGCAAUGGCACAUUAUGCGGCAAAGGGUUCCGGGGUGUCAACUGUACUCUCCAUGUAAACAGUACGCAUGGCAAUGGUACCAAUGGCAACGGCACAUUAUGCGGCAACGGGUUCUGGGGUGUCAACUGUAGUCUCCACGGCAACGGUACACAUGGCAAUGAUACCCAAGGCAACGGCACAUUAUGCGGCAACGGGUUCUGGGGUGUCAACUGUACUCUCCAUGUAAACGGUACGCAUGGCAAUGGUACCCAUGGAAACGGCACCUUAUGCGGCAAAUGGUUCUGGGGUGUCAACUGUAGUCUCCACGGCAACGGUACACAUGGCAAUGGUACCCAAGGCAACGGCACAUUAUGCGGCAACGGGUUCUGGGGUGUCAACUGUACUCUCAAUGUAAACGGUACGCAUGGCAAUGGUACCCAUGGAAACGGCACAUUUUGCGGCAACGGGUUCUUGGGUAUCAACUGUACUCUCCAUGGCAACGGUACCCAUGGCAAUCGUACACAAGGCAACGGCACAUUAUGCGGCAACGGGUUCUGGGGUGUCAACUGUACUCUCCAUGGCAACGGUACCCACGGCAAUGGUACCCAAGGCAACGGUACAUUAUGCGGCAAAGGGUUCUGGGGUGUCAACUGUACUCUCCAUGUAAACGGUACGCAUGGCAAUGGUACCCAUGGAAACGGCACAUUAUGCGACAAAGGGUUCUGGGGUAUCAACUGUACUCUCCAUGUAAACGGUACCCAUGGCAAUGGUAAAUACGGCAACGGCACAUUAUGUGGCAAAGGGUUCUGGGGUGUCAACUGUACCCUCCAUGUAAACGGUACCCAUGGCAACGGCACAUUAUGUGGCAAAGGGUUCUGGGGUGUCAACUGUUCUCUCCAUGUAAACGGUACCCAUGGCAACGGCACAUUAUGUGGCAAAGGGUUCUGGGGUGUCAACUGUUCUCUCCAUGUAAACGGUACCCAUGGCAAUGGUACCAAUGGCAACGGCACAUUAUGCGACAACGGGUUCUGGGGUGUCAAUUGUACUCAACAUGGAAACGGUACCCAUGGCAACGGUACCCAUCCGAACGGCAUAUUGUGCCCAAACGGGACCUUGGGUAUCAACUGCAAUCGCCUUGGAAACGGUACCCAUGGCAACGGUACCCAUGGCAACAUGACGCAUGGCAGCAUCACUCAUAUUCUAAGCAAGGGCUAUGAUCAGUACAGUACCUUGAUUGCUGACUUGAUGAAAUCUGGUGUCUGGAGCGAGCUCGAGAGGCCUCAAGUGACCCUCCUCGCGCCAACCAAUGCAGCGUUCAGCAAGCUCCCGACAGCCUACAGAAACAACCUGGACAAUGACGCCAAAUUCCUGGAGAGUACCAUGAUGUACCACGUCCUGGACGGAAUCCACGCCCCCGCCUCUCUGCACCAGAACGACAUGCUCACCUCCCUAGAGGGACAUCGUAUCCACGUCUCCAUGCAGAACGGUUACGUUCAGCAGUUCAACCAGGCCAGCAUCAUGAACGAGAUUCACGCCACCAACGGCAUCAUCUACGUCCUGGACGUCGUCCUUCACUUGCCAAGCAACCCUAUUGUGUGAUGGAGAUGUAGAGGUACCCCUGUACACGUGAUGCAAUACUACUUGAUGUAGAAUAUUGCAAUAAAAUGUUACUGCAUCGGC